AUGAAGGAUGAGGAUCCAUUGAAGCAUCUUGACAAGUUUGACAUGAUUUGUUCUUUGCAGCAACUCAAUGGAGUUUCUGAAGAUGGUUUCAAGUUAAGGCUUUUCCCUUUCUCUCUAGGGGAUAAAGCUCUCAUUGGGAAGCAUCUCUGCCUGCUGGAUCAGUCACCACUUGGGCGCAGUGGCUACCAGAUGCAGUGUCCUCACCAUGGUUUCUCUAAGGAGAAUCUACUGAGUACCUUGUACAGAGGAGCAUUACCCAAGUACAGAAUGCAUCUUGAUUCAGCAAGCAAUGGUUACUUCAUGGGUAAAGAUGUUGAUGCUGGAUUGAUUUUAGUUGAGAACAUUGCCACUAGUGAUGGGAGCUAUGGUGAAGAUUGUGAUAGAGCUGAGAAAGCAGUUGCUCAAGAAGAGAAGCACAAGAAGGAGCUCAAGACUCUCAAUGAUAAGCUUGACAAGCUACUGUCAGGUGGAGAACAUGUGGCGUACUACAAGCAAGGCUUUGCUCCACAAGAUCUUGGGUCUACUCAAGCUCAAGGAAGCCACAGUUCUGGUCAAGAGGCAGAGAUGAAGACCAUGUUGCAACAGAUAAUCCAAGGACAAGCUAAUGGUGCCUUAGAAUUGAACAAGAGGAUGGUUGAGAUUCACAACAAGGUUGAUUGCUCACACAAUGAUCUAAACAACAAGUUUGAGUCUCUGACUGCCAAAGUGCAUAACUUGGAAGCUAAAGUUGGUGGUUCUUCAUCAUCAAGUACAAAGGAGUAUUGUCAUGCAGUUUUCUCUACUAAAGAUGGUGUGGCUGAGACUGAAGAGAAUGAGAGGGCUAUAGAAGAACUCUAUAGGCUCCUUCAUGGUACAAGUGUUGAGAGUCCAGUGAAUGAGGAGACUUCUCAAGCUGAAAAACGAAAUGCCAAGGAGGAAGCCUCAAAGAUUGUUGCAAGAGAAGAAACCAUCAAGGUUGAGCCUCCUCUUUACAAACCAGAGCUUCCAUUUCCUGAGAGAGUUCUCACUAAAGCUCAAAAGAAGGUAAUCUCCACAUUCAGGAAUGAUAUGAGCAAUAUUGGUGUUCAUCUACCCAACAUAGACAAUAUGCAAGAAGCUCACCUCCAAAUGGAGCUGAUUAAAGAUGUUCUUGUGAACAAAGAGAGAGUGGCAGCGCUUCUUGAGCUGUCAACACCACCAGAUCCUCCCCAUAUUAUUCCAACCUCCAUUCCCAAGCUUGAGAAACAAGGGAAGUUCACAUUGCCUUGCACCCUUGGAGAUUUGAAGCUUGAUGAUGCUCUUGUGGAUUCUGGAGCAAGUGUGAAUCUGAUAUCACUUGCCAUGGUUAAGCAGCUGGGUAUUAAGAGCAUGACGCCUCCUAUAUCUUCUAUCAUGUUUGGAGAUGCCUCUUCUAAGUCUCCACUUGGUCUGAUCAAGGAUUACACUUUGAAGAUAGGAGACUGCAAGGUUCCAAUUGAUCUGACUGUUUUGGGUAUGUAUGGAGACAAGGAGGUACCAUUGAUCCUUGGAACACCAUUUCUUACAACUGUUGGAGCCUCCAUUGCCUUUCACAAGAAGUUGGUAACUCUCCACAAUAUCAACAGCAAUAUCUCAUACCCAAUGAAGGUUUCUUCUACAAAUUAUUGUGGAACCAUAACCAUUGCCAAUUCCAACUUCAAGAAGGACAAGGUUGAGUGUGACAAGGUUGUGCAUAUGCUUGAUGAAUGUGAGGAAGAUAUUCUGGAUGGAGAGUGUCUAGUUGAUAUGUUUAGUGAGCACAUGGGACGUGCUCCAAAGGAGGAGGUGUGUAGAGGCAGAGAGACCACUCUUGAGAGAAAGAAAAAGAUGAAGAAACCACAGCUUUACUCUCUUGAUCCAUCCCCAGGUGAUCCAGUCAAACCCAAUGGUCUCCUUGCUCAUGCCAUGGCCAUCACUGUCAAAGGCGUGCAGCCCUUCACCAUUCACUAG
Microthlaspi erraticum is the source of this 1947-nucleotide messenger RNA. The record is from the annotation of a GenBank genome assembly. Lineage: Eukaryota; Viridiplantae; Streptophyta; Magnoliopsida; Brassicales; Brassicaceae.